Molecule: messenger RNA, 1131 nt
Organism: Paraphaeosphaeria sporulosa
Lineage: Eukaryota; Fungi; Ascomycota; Dothideomycetes; Pleosporales; Didymosphaeriaceae
Exons: 1
Coding region: 1-1131 (376 amino acids)
Biological process (GO): proteolysis
Cellular component (GO): extracellular region
Molecular function (GO): serine-type endopeptidase activity
Source: RefSeq, a predicted model, not a curated record
AUGGCCUCAAUCACCAAGUUCCUCGCUGCUCUGGCAGUCUUCCUGCCCAUCGUCUACGGUGCGCCUACCCAGGCCGCCAACGCCCUCCACCCCGAGAUCCUGGCAGCGAUGAAGCGCGACUUGGGACUGGAUGCUGAGCAGGCCCACGUUCGUGUUGCUCGGGAGCUCAAGGCUACUGAGAUCAUCGAGCAGCUGAAGACGUCUACUGGCAGCUCUUUCGGUGGCGCCUGGCUCGUUGACGGCGAGCUCAACGUCGCUGUCACUGACGAGGCCUUGACCUCCGAGGUGAGCGCUGCCGGCGCCACGCCCGUGGUCGUUUCCAACGAUCUCUCCAAGCUUCAGGAGGCCAAGGCGGCUCUUGACAAGCUGGACAUCGACGCAACACUUGGUCGCAAGCGCGAGGAGUCUGGCAUCGCUUCGUACUACGUCGAUGUCGCCGCCAACAAGCUCAUUUUGGAGGCACUUUCCGGCAGCACCUCCCAGGCAGCGGAUCUGGCCAAGCAGGUCGGCCUUGUCGAAUCUGAAUUCGAGGUCAAGGUCGUUGACUCGAUGCCGACCACCUUUGUCACGGUCCGUGGAGGCGAUGCCUACCUGAUCAACCGAAGCGCUCGAUGCUCCGUCGGCUUCUCAGUCACCGGUGGUUUCGUCUCUGCUGGUCACUGCGGUACAACUGGUAACACUGCCUCCACCACCAGCGGUACCACCAUUGGAACUUUUGCUGGCUCAGUCUUCCCAGGAAGCGGUGACUACAGCUACAUCCGUGGUACUAGCGGAAACACCUACUCUGGCACCGUCAACAACUACAGCGGUGGUUCUAUCGCGAUUUCGGGAAGCACUGCUACUGCCGUUGGAGGCAGCAUUUGCCGCUCUGGAUCCACUACUGGUGUCUUCUGCGGCUCUGUCCGUGCUCUGGGCGCGACCGUGAGGUACUCCCAGGGAAGUGUCACUGGUCUCACUCAGACCAAUGUCUGCGCCGAGCCCGGUGACUCUGGAGGUUCCUGGUACUCUGGCUCCCAGGCCCAGGGUGUCACCUCUGGAGGCUCUGGCGACUGCACCAGCGGCGGAACCACCUACUUCCAGCCCGUCAACGAGAUCCUGUCUGCCUAUGGCCUCACUUUGGCCCGUGGUUAG